AUGAAGUCCAAAAAGAAAUAUGACACGCCGUUCAAGCCGGCGCACAAGCUCACUUAUGCGGUAGAGGUCGUGAUCACAACCGGCGACAGCUUCACCACCUGCCGCUGCAUGUCCUGUGAGUACAUCGGCCGGAACGCGGUCGGGGUACAGCAGCAACAAGCGCAAGUCGCGUAG
Messenger RNA from Peronospora matthiolae, 174 nucleotides. The record is from the annotation of a GenBank genome assembly. Lineage: Eukaryota; Oomycota; Peronosporomycetes; Peronosporales; Peronosporaceae.